Chenopodium quinoa (quinoa) is the source of this 966-nucleotide messenger RNA. RefSeq lists its product as uncharacterized. The record is from RefSeq and is a predicted model, not a curated record. The transcript is spliced from 3 exons. Bases 1 to 966 code for a protein of 321 amino acids. Lineage: Eukaryota; Viridiplantae; Streptophyta; Magnoliopsida; Caryophyllales; Amaranthaceae.
AUGAUCAUAGAAACUCAAUCUCAAGAAGUGCUUGAAACAUUAGAUUUAGGUGACAUUGAAAGUGGACAAGGGUUAAACCAAGAGAUGGGUUUGGGUAGGCCGGGUGAUACUCGUUGGGGAUCACAUUAUAAUAUUGUUGCGAAUGUCACUUCAUUGUAUUCUACCAUUGUUAAAGUUCUUGAAAAGAUUGGAGCAAAUAAUAUUUACAAAGAGGACCGUGUCAAAGCUAUCACUAUAAUGGAUACAUUUGAGUCAUUUGAGUUCAUAUUCAUGAUACACUUGAUGUUUGAAAUUUUUGGGAUAACUGAUAAAUUGUGUCAAGCUUUGCAAAGGAGGGAUCAAGAUAUUGUUAAUGCCAUGUCAUUUGUUACCUUGACCAAAGAGAGGUUACAAAAGAUGAGGGAACAUGGGUGGGAUGACUUUUUAGAUCUUGUCACUUGUUUUUGUGUUCAACAUAACAUUGAUGUUCCUAGUAUGAGUGAUUUGUAUGUUCCCCGUGGGAGAUCAAAGCGCUUCUUUGCUAAAGGUCAAAAUCUUCAUCGCUUUCGAAUUGAGAUGAUUUUUAGUGUUAUUGAUUUACAACUUCAAGAGCUUAAUAAUAGAUUUGAUGAGGCAAAUAUGGAGUUGCUUAUUUGUAUGAAAAGGUUGAUGAGACUUGCCGAGUUUUACCCGAAAGAGUUUCCAAGUAAUGAUAUGACAAUGACAGCACUUCGUCAUGAAUUUGAGUUUUUUAUUGAUGACAUGCGGAAAGAUGAGAGUAUUAAUCCUUCCGGUGGCAACUGCAACUGUGGAAAGAUGUUUUCUUCGAUGACUUAUGUGAAGAACAAGUUGAGAAAUAGUAUGGGUGAUCAACUAAUGAAUGAUUGUUUAGUCAUAUUUCUUGAAAGAGAUCUUUUUGCUAACGUUAGUGACAAUGAUGUAUUGAAACGUUUUCAAAGUAUGAAAACUCGAAGAAUGCUUUUGUAA